UGUAGCCUCGCCUGCGAGAGGAAUUUGUUCCAGCUCCGUCCUCAAUUUCCACCCCCAGCUUACUUGUCCAUUCGAAGCAGACGCCACCCUUCGAAAGCACCGAAGGAAUCGAUCAUAUCUUCACAAUGGCUUCCUCCGGCACUGCGUCUCCAAUAAUCAGAGGCCCAAGCCAACAGCUUGGCCCGACGUACAGAGCUGCAGAGCAGAAGCCAACGGCGACGGUUUCGACAGUGCCAAAGAUCAACAGUCUGCAUAUUUUGCCUCAGACGCCGCAACUUAUUGCACUUCUCACGAUGCUCCGAGACGUCAACACAGGGCGUGCAGACUUCAUCUUCCACUCGAACAGGAUUAGUCGACUAUUGGUCGAAGAAGCUCUCAAUCAUUUGCCAGUCCUGCCCCACGCUGUCACGACUCCAGUGCAAGACCGCACAUAUGAUGGUGUCAAAUUCGAGGGUAAAAUCUGUGGUGUUUCGAUCAUGCGCGCAGGCGAAGCCAUGGAGCAAGCGCUUCGCGAAUGCUGUAGAUCCGUCCGCAUCGGAAAGAUUCUUAUUCAGCGUGACGAGGAGACUUCCAAGCCCCGCUUGUUCUACGACAAGCUGCCAGAGGACAUCAAGGAUCGAUGGGUCCUCCUUCUUGAUCCAAUGCUGGCCACCGGAGGCAGUGCGCUGAUGGCUGUCGAUGUCUUGCUGAGCAAAGGUGUACCUGAGGAGAGGAUCCUCUUCCUCAACCUCAUCGCCAGCCCGGAAGGUGCCAAGAAUUUUGCGGACAAGUACCCGAAGCUCAGGGUUGUCACUGCUUUCGUUGAUCAAGGGUUGAAUGAGAAGAACUACAUUGUGCCAGGUCUCGGUGACUUCGGUGACAGGUUCUACACUCUGUAGCGCGCGGAUGGUCUUGAGUCCCGUCAACGAGGCUUCCAUUUUGAACGAAGCACGGCUCAAGCUCCACUCUCAUAUGGUGUCUGUGCAAAUCCUUCUCACGUCUUCUCAUUUUUCGAUUUGGUGCACGCCUGAUGGUACUCUUUUUGUCGAAUAUGAGUCGUCAAACCUAGCUUGUAGUCGAUGACUGCGAAAGUCAUCAUGCUGGAAACCGAUCUGGUGUUCGCACUAGGAACAAAUCUUCUUGAAUUGAUUGUUCAAUCCCUUUGACUGCAAAGGCAAGGACCAAGCAACGACUUCGGUCCAUUCUGCCCGAGCACGAAUGCAUUAAUACUGCCGGCGCAGUAUGCCGAGAAACAUAUGGCCGAGCCCCUGCAAAGCCUGCGGCCGUUUGAUCCGUCUGCAUCGCUAUUUGUCAUUGUUAGGACUCUAGUCCUUCUCUCAUCAUUGGUUGUGUUUCUCUCUCAGAGGAGUGCGUUGAUACAGGAGCAAUCAAAGUAUGGUCAAAGGCGCGGUGUAUCUCUGAUGCCUGAUCAGGACGAGUCCUUGCUUGAACACGGAUCACUAAGGAAUGCUC
Molecule: messenger RNA, 1452 nt
Organism: Cercospora beticola
Lineage: Eukaryota; Fungi; Ascomycota; Dothideomycetes; Mycosphaerellales; Mycosphaerellaceae
Gene: FUR1
Product: uracil phosphoribosyltransferase
Cellular component (GO): cytoplasm
Source: RefSeq, a predicted model, not a curated record